AAUCUCCCUCCCCCACAGCAAUUAGGGUUUUGCAGAUUUGACAUCCUCACCCCAAAUUCUCAUUCAAUCAUCGACAAAGUUCUCAUCUUUUUCCCACCAUCAGAUGCCGACUUACAGUAUCAGAGGCGUCGAUGUCGAUUUCCCAUUCGAGGCCUACGAUUGCCAGCUCGUUUACAUGGAGAAAGUCAUUCAGUCUCUUCAGCAAAGAUCUAAUGCACUGCUGGAGAGUCCGACUGGAACUGGGAAAACCCUUUGUCUUCUCUGUGCCACAUUGGCUUGGAGGAAGAGCUUGGGGGUUUUCUCAACUGGUCCUAAUGUUAAGACGAGUCUGAUUAAUGGUGAUAAAUCAGGUGGUUCGAUGUCCCAGUCUCAGUCACAGGGCAAUGAUCAUCCUACCAUAAUUUAUGCGUCCCGCACUCACAGCCAGAUCCGGCAAGUAAUUCAAGAGUUGCAGCGAAGCUCAUACAGGCCAAAAAUGGUAGUAUUGGGGUCUCGAGAGCAAUUAUGCAUUCAUGAAGACGUGAGUUUACUUCAUGGGAAAGCGCAGACGAAUGCCUGCCAUUUCCUCUGCAGAAAGCGUACAAAGCGCUAUUGUAAACAUUACUCUCGUACUACUGAUUACUUGAAGAAUAAUUCUCAUCUUGGAGAUGAACCUAUUGACAUUGAGGAUUUGGUCAAUAUUGGAAAAAAAUCUGGGCCGUGCCCUUAUUACUUGUCCAGGGAUCUUCAUAAGGUUGUCGAUAUAUUAUUUGCGCCCUACAACUAUCUUAUUGACCGUGGGUUUCGAAAAUCACUACAAAUUAAUUGGAGAAACAGUAUUCUCAUUUUUGAUGAAGCUCACAACCUGGAAAGUAUAUGUGCGGAUGCAGCUUCUUUCGACUUGCCAUCUUGGCUUCUUACAGCAUGCAUCUCUGAAGCAAAAAAUUGUAUCGAUCUUUCUGUACAAAGAAGGGAUGAAUCAAUUGAUAAAUCAAAGAAUCCAGAUAACUUUGCAAUUCUUAGAGCGCUUCUCUUGAAGCUUGAGAAGCGGAUUUCUGAAGUACCUAUUCAGUCCAAGGAAUUGGGAUACACUAAGCCUGGAUCAUAUAUUUAUGAACUCCUUGCUGAUUUAAACAUCACAACGGAUACUGUCCCUAUGAUCAUUAAUAUAAUUGAGGAAGCUACACUACUUAUCGAGGAAGAUAACCAGCAGAAUUCUAAACGCAAUGUCUGCCGACUAGAAAGCAUUAGUGACAUCCUGAAUACAAUUUUCAGAGAUAUAAGCAAUGCAAAUUCGUAUCGCGUUCACGUACAGGAAGUUCAAGGAAGUGCAACAGAUGAUUUAAAGGGGAAGCCAUCUAGGACACUCAGCUGGUGGUGCUUUCAUCCUGGAAUUGCAAUGGAGGAAUUCUCCAAGAUGGAUGUAGGCUCUAUUAUAUUGACAUCUGGCACACUAUCUCCUCUAGACUCAUUUGCACAGGAGUUGAAACUCGAGUUUCCUGUGCGGCUGGAAAAUCCUCAUGUUAUUACCCCGAGUCAGAUAUGGGCUGGAGUUGUUCCAGCUGGCCCUUCUGGUUGCUCUUUCAACUCCUCUUAUAAAAGUCGCGACUCAAUUGAGUAUAAACAGGAACUUGGAAAUGCUAUUGUCAAUUUUGCUCGAAUUGUACCUGAUGGAGUUCUUGUAUUCUUUCCUUCUUACUACCUUUUGGAUCAAUGCAUUGGGUGCUGGAAGAAUAUGAGCCAGGCUAAUUCAACUACAAUAUGGGAAAGAAUAUGCAAAAACAAGAAACCUGUUGUAGAACCUAGACAAUCUUCAUUAUUUCUCUCAUCAAUUGAGGACUAUAUGGCUAAGCUAAAGGACACCUCAGCUUCUGGUGCAAUAUUUUUUGCCGUUUGCCGUGGUAAGGUAAGUGAAGGAUUAGAUUUUGCCGAUCACGCUGGAAGAGCUGUAAUUGUUACUGGUAUGCCGUUUGCCACAUGGAAUGAUCCUAAGGUUCGUCUAAAACGUCAGUACUUAGAUGAACAGGCACAUUCUCAGCGGCAAGUAUGUAAGGUUCUGACUGGAGAUGACUGGUACAAUCAACAAGCAUCACGAGCUGUGAAUCAGGCUGUUGGUCGUGUAAUCCGUCAUCGUCAUGAUUAUGGAGCAAUUAUUUUUCUUGAUGAAAGGUUUGCACAGCCAAAUCGUCAAUCUCAAAUAUCUCUUUGGAUAAGGCCUCAUAUCAAGUGUUACUCCAAAUUUGGGGAUGUGGUUUAUACACUGACCCGUUUCUUCCGGGAUGGAGAAGCUCGGGGUCCUACAAAGCUGAAUUUAUUAAUAACUAAAAAACAGGGAAAGAUAUAUGAGUCGGAAAUUCAGCAACCUUCAGACAAUUUUUAUACAGAUAAAUGCGUCCCUGGGAAUACACAAGUGUUUCAAGACUGUCCUGUAAAGUUAACUCCCCUUCCUGAAGCUAGAAGGAAGAAGGUGUCAAGCCUGGUGGGUGAAAUUGUCCCUGCUAAUCGCUCAUCUGUUACUUGCUGCAAGGAUCAGUCUGUGUCAUGGAAGUGUUCAAAUACUCUAUUAGGAAAUGAGAACAAGCUUCUUACUCUUAAGAGGAGGAGUAUGCAGUAUGAAGAUGGAAACAUAAUUGAUCUUACUGGCGGAUCAAUGUUUGAAGAAAAGUGUAGGGAAGAAGCCAUAACACCAUGUUCUGUGAAAAGGUGUAAAGUAAGCCCAGAGCAAGAUGCAGUGCAACAUAUUAACAAUCAGGCUUUUGAAUCACAUGACCUUUCUAUUAUUAGUUCAAUUAGAACUGAGAGCUCACAUAUAUCCAAGUCAUCUGAUAGAGAAAGUACACAAAUUGCUCAAGCUGGAUCAAAACUAGCGCAUAAAGACAAUGAUGUGACAUCCACUGCUGGGCCUUCUGGUGAUAAGGAAAUGACGGGAUCUCAAUUUCUUGUUCAGGUCAAAGAGAAACUUAGCACUAUGGAGUAUAAAGAAUUUGUCAACCUGAUGAAGGCACUGAAGUCCAAAGCAAUGAACAUAAGUGAAGUUUUACAAUCAAUUGUGAGAUUGUUUUCUGGACCAGAGAGGCUUUCCCUUCUUAAAAGAUUCAAAUAUUUUAUCCCUGCAAAGUAUCAGUCCAUGUACGAGCACUAUUUUCAAACCAAUGGAGUCUUCUCAAAGCAUAACAGCAAGGCUGGUUUUUCUUGAGGUGCUCCCUGAUAUAGAAUGCGAUCUUUAAACAAGGCAAAAAGCUUAUUGUUGUGAAGAGUUGUAACUCUAGUGAUCGAUAACAAUUACACUUGCAUCAAAAGCUAGAGUUUCAAUUUGGCUUCGCAUUCCCUGACUUUGUAAGUUUUGAACAAAAUCAAAUAGAAGCAAUCUUUAA
Argentina anserina (silverweed cinquefoil) is the source of this 3353-nucleotide messenger RNA. RefSeq names its product regulator of telomere elongation helicase 1 homolog. Gene Ontology annotation, biological process: regulation of double-strand break repair via homologous recombination; negative regulation of DNA recombination; telomeric loop disassembly. Bases 104 to 3175 code for a protein of 1023 amino acids. NCBI's taxonomy places the organism in Eukaryota, Viridiplantae, Streptophyta, Magnoliopsida, Rosales, Rosaceae. Gene Ontology annotation, cellular component: nucleus. Gene Ontology annotation, molecular function: DNA helicase activity; hydrolase activity, acting on acid anhydrides, in phosphorus-containing anhydrides; ATP binding. The record is from RefSeq and is a predicted model, not a curated record. The transcript has 22 exons.